Phymastichus coffea is the source of this 1218-nucleotide messenger RNA. Its product is annotated as piggyBac transposable element-derived protein 3-like. The transcript is spliced from 3 exons. NCBI's taxonomy places the organism in Eukaryota, Metazoa, Arthropoda, Insecta, Hymenoptera, Eulophidae. The record is from RefSeq and is a predicted model, not a curated record. Bases 1 to 1218 code for a protein of 405 amino acids.
AUGGCGGCAUCCAAUAUGGCGGCAUCCAAUAUGGCGGUUCAAAGAAGGACAUUUUUUGCUACUUUGCCGAAUUCUUAUUUUGUACGAUUUUCCAUUUAUUAUGUCUGGCAAACCACAAAAAAACGGACAAAACGAGUUACCGAAGUACUUGAAAUUGACAGUGAUGAAGAUGGAGGUAUUAGUGCAGUUUACAUUCCUAAUGAAAAUGAUUCUGGAAGCUCUGAUUCUGAAUCAGAUUCUGAUGAACAAGAUCCUUCAAACAGUCCUAAUAAAAUUCCAAAUGUUUCAUAUCAUAAGGUACUACAUGAGUAUGAAGAAAAUCAAUCAAUAUUAGAGCCAAACCAUGAGUAUAGUUGGGUAAGUGGAGAAAAGAAGUACACUGACAUUCUCGAAGAUAAAAAUUUGCAUUCUGAUAAAACAAAGAAUAUGAUUCAAAAAAUCAAAAAUUAUAUUGUAGAGUGUACACAAGAAAAUGGUUAUCCUCUAACAUUACAAGAAUUGCAUGUUUUCCUUGGAAUUAUACUAUUAUCAAUCAUCAAUAUAAGAAAAUCGCAAAAAGAUUAUUGGUCCAAUAAACUAUUACUAGGAUGUAAUCUUGUGAAAUCAGCGAUGAGUAGAAAUAAGUUCUUAAAAAUAAAAUGUAAAAUAAAAUUAUCUAAAGCCGAAGAUCAAAAUAGCAAUGAUAAAGCUUGGAAAGUAAGAAAAGUUCUUGAAAUUUAUAGAAAAAAUUGCUUACAAUUUGGUUUUUUUUCUACAGCGUUGGCUAUCGACGAGAUGAUGGUGAAGUUUUACGGAAGAACAAACUUGUUACAGUUUUUGCCUAAUAAACCAGAUCGGUUUGGACUAAAAAUUAUUGGGAUUGCUAGUCCAGCAGGAUAUUUAUUUGAUUGUGACAUCUAUUGCGGUCAAGGCUCACAAGUUUAUUCCGCAGAUAAAAAAUUAAAACUAUCUAAAUGUUCUUUAGGAAGUUGUUUCGUAAUGUUAAUGGUACAGAAGUUGCUUACUUCAGUCGUUCCUAGAAAAAUUAUGCAAUACCACGUAUGGUUUGAUAAUUAUUUUACAAGCCCAGAUCUUUUAGUUCAUUUGCAUAAUCUUGGUUUGAAGGCUACAGGUACAGUUAGAGUAAAUCGAGUAAAAGUAAAAAAUAAUCUUGAUAAGAAAGCAGAACGCGGCACAUUCAUUGUUCAGCAUGAAAAAAAUAGUGGUAUGAUUUUAUAA